AUGAGGCGGCCUAAUUUGGGGUUUGUCGUCUCCCUGGCGGCCAUCUGGACUAUUUCAGCUGCAGACAAAGCUGCAGCUGAUGCCCAGGAAGCAGCAAAUGCGUAUCUCGCCUCUCUUUCUGUCACCACCGUCUCUGGGCCAAUCUCGGGUAGACCAACAGAUCUGGCGAGUGCUCGUGCCGCAAUAAUAGCUGGAAACUACACUUCUCGGCUACACCAUGAGACAAGACGCCGCUGUCCAGCAAGCUGCGGUACCAGCCUCAAUUCAAGCACUUGGUACGUUUAUCACGACGUCGACCGCCUCAAAGCCUGCAAUGAGACUAUGCUCCUGGACUUUGCCCUAUUCAAUUCUAUCAAUGAUACCAAGUCACACGUCAGUAUUUCUGCGUGCAAAGCAGAUUUACAAUCAUCUGCUGGUGAUAGUAUCGGAUCGGCAACAGCAUGUGCACUCAAGAAUGUGAGGCAGGUCGAAACAAAGUCGCCUGUACAACUUGCUUCAUCGGGCUCUUUAUCAUCGAAGCAUGUAACAGAUGUUAUUGCUGCCCUGGAUCAGCUCCAUGCAUUCUCGACCCUGGCUUCAUCUGGCUGUGAUGAGACUAUCAAGUAUGCGUAUUCUGGAGAGGCUGUUGUUGGCGUUUACGUCGGAUCAGGUCUUGCUGAACAGGGUACUCUCACCGCAGUUCUUGACAAGCUCAGCGAACAAGUCAGGAGUGAUGGUGGUGUCUCAGAGAAUCUACUGGCCCAGAUGUGCAGCAACUCGUCUGCUAGAUACUCUCUAGGUGUUUUUGUCAAUACUCAGCGCCAACUGGGCCUUGUCCAACAGGGUGUACAAACAUGGAAAAACAGUAGUUGCAUAACCACAAUGGAGAAGACUACAUCACAUUGGGAGACUACAACCUAUCUUGCGGCAUCUUUCGCCCACAGCAACUCUUCCGCUCACAAUACAACCGUUGGGUCCCAGCCAAGGGCUAUGUUAGCCCGUGACACCACUUGUCGCACUAUCCAGGUGCAAUUUGGUGACUUAUGUCCUUCAUUGGCCACCGAGUGCGGUAUCUCGUUGGCAGAUUUUGAAAAGUAUAACCCUGGAUCGACCUUUUGUAAUAAUCUGCAGCCAGGCCAGCACGUCUGUUGCGGUGCUGGAACCUUACCAGACUAUUCUGUUAAGCCCGAUUCGAAGGGCAACUGCUAUUCUUACUUGGUUAAGACAGGAGACUCAUGCUCGUAUCUUGCUGCUGCUUAUGACAUAGCGAGCAACGAUCUCAUAGAGUCGUACAAUAAGAAAACAUGGGGCUGGAAUGGUUGUCAGAAAUUGUUUGCUGGCUACAACAUCUGUCUCAGCACUGGCUAUCCUCCCAUGCCUGCCCCGGUUGCUAAUGCUGUCUGCGGACCGCAGGUUAAUGGAACUUCAUCCCCGCCUCCGGGAAGUGAUUUCAGCACCAUGAAUGAGUGCCCUCUAAAUGCAUGCUGUAACAUCUGGGGACAAUGUGGAACAACGGACGACUUCUGUGUUCCAUCCAACUCCAGUACUGGAGCACCUGGCACGGCUGCUCCUAACCAAAAUGGAUGCAUCUCCAACUGUGGCAGCGACAUCAUCUCAUCGGGUGCCCCCAGUGAGAUUUACAACAUUGCAUAUUUUGAGGCCUUUGACUGGCAGCGGCCUUGCUUACACAUGGCAGUCACGGAUAUCGACGUUUCAGCUUACUCUCAUAUACAUUUUUCAUUCGUCACUCUCAACAAAGACUUCUCUAUCAAUAUUACAAGCGUUGCUGAUCAGCUACCCUUGCUUCAGGGAAUGGUUGGAAUCAAACGUAUUGUAUCGAUUGGUGGCUGGGACUUCUCUACCAAUCCAGACACUUACACAAUAUUCCGUGACGCUGUUUCCUCCGAAACAAAUCGGCAAACAUUGGUCACGAACGUUGUUCAAUUUAUAAGUGACUAUGACUUGGAUGGCAUUGACUGGGACUGGGAGUACCCAGAUGAACCCGACAUCCCUGGUAUCCCCAAGGGAUCCGAGACUGAGACGACCGGUUACUUCUUACUGCUCGAUGAACUAAAAUUGAAGAUGCUAGCCGGUAAAACCGUCUCCAUUACUGCUCCAGCAUCUUUUUGGUAUUUACAAUACUUUCCUAUACAAGCUCUGAGUCUCGUUGUCGAUUAUAUAGUCUAUAUGACAUAUGACCUUCAUGGGCAGUGGGAUUAUAGUAACAAGUAUGCAAGCCCGGGGUGCGGUUCAUAUGACCAAGGGCUUGGAAACUGUUUGCGAUCUCACGUUAAUCUCACGGAGACUACCAAUGCUCUUUCUAUGAUCACCAAAGCAGGCGUGCCGUCCAAUAUGAUCGCCGUGGGCGUCAGCAGCUACGGCCGCUCGUUCCAAAUGUCCGCUCCAGGCUGCUGGACUUCACAAUGUACCUACACAGGGCCUGAUUCGGGGGCGUAUCCUGGACUUUGCACGAAUGCGGCUGGCUAUUUGUCCAACUACGAGAUUGGCUUGAUUGUCUCUCAGAACCCUACAGCCCAGCAAUACUGGGACGAGGACUCUUAUUCAAAUAUCGUUGUAUUCAACAACACUCAGUGGGUAGCGUAUAUGAAUGAUACCAACAAAGCUGGCCGGAAGGCUCUUUUCCCACUUAUCGGAUUUCUUGGAAGCGCUGACUGGGCGGUUGACCUUCAAUCCGACAGCGGAAGCGAAUCAGGGUCUGAUUCUGGGUCCUCAUCUAGACAGACCAUCUACAUUGACCCUGCUAUCUGGUCCUCAGUAACUCCUCAGGUGGUUGCUCCGCCAGGUGCAACACUUAUCUGGCCCCCGAUGCCGCUUUCGAGUACUACUACAAUUAGCUUCCCCUUAUGGACCACCUUGAUCGAAUACUCGAGCUUAACAACAGUCACACAGACCUUAACAGGUGGCCUAACAACAGUCUAUCCUUCAUACAUUCUCGGAUCAACACUCACAACUAUUACAAUCCCUCCAGUGACAACCACUCGUAUCCCUGUCUGGGGUGUUUCCCUCAACAUAAGCUCAACAGGUGGACCAAUCUACCUAACAAGUUCCGUGCAACCGCCACCGAUCACUGUUACCGUUACUCCGAUUAUUGGCGGAACCACUUCCAUCAUUGGCGCCACAAAAACUACUACUAGCACUGGAGGGCCUGUCAUAUGGGGCUCACAGACGUAUAUAAGAAGCGACGAGACAGAAACUCUGGGAGGACGCACGACAGUAAUUAAUGGCAAGACUUUACCACCCACUGUGGUCACUGUCACGCCGAAUCCUCAUCCUACAACAACAAACACAAUUCCAGAUCCCAUAAUUAACCCCAAAACACCUAAAUGGACAUCUGGUACGGGAAGCGUUAUCAAACCUACCGCCAAACCAGGAUGCAUUGGCUGUGGCUUGCCGUGCUUGUUUUUUUGUGACCCGGACUGCCCAUCCUGCCCUCCUGGUGUAUUUCCGCCAUCUGGCGGUGGUGGUGAUGAUGGGGAUGAUGACGAAACUUCAACAUCAACUGCACCAACUGCUGCCUAUACACUCCUCCUGGAGCUACCAUUAGCUGAUGACGCAUUUCCUACAGAACUCUCGUCGCCGGAUGAACUAUUGUCUAUGUUUUCUGAUGCACUGUCCUCUCUAAGCUCCGAGGCUGGUCUAUACAGCACUACCACCUCCAGUACCCCAGCAAGUACCAGCAACACGCCAACUUCAUCGAUAGAUAUCGCAACACACACGCCUACGGCGGAUUGUGACUUCUGGGAUAAGGGCUGGGGUUGGAAUUUUGAGAUAUAUAACAUUGACUGGUGGACAUCAGACGGGAGCACCAUUCUAGAGGACCAAGAGAAAGGAUGCGGUGCACUAACAGGCUGGGAAUGGCAUCCCGCAACGGACACUGAUUACGCCUAUGCUUACUUCAAUCUCCCAUUUUUCAUCAAAGAUGGCUGCGUCGAACGGGCAAUUGUCUCAGCUGGUGGCCCUAAGAUUGAGUGCACGGGUCACGGCCUCCUUGGGAAGAAGAGAAGCCGAGUUGAUGAAGAAAAGCACCUGAGUGCCAGGGGUCGCGUCAGAGCCAAAGCUGUGCCUCCUUCGUACUCAGAUGAGGAAAUAAAGGAGUUUCAAAAGGUUUAUGCCCAGAACCAGACGUUUCACCCAUAUUCGGCAAUGAACUGGGGCACCGUUGGGCCAACCGCUACACCGACACCAAUAUCCUUCCCAUAA
Messenger RNA from Trichoderma harzianum CBS 226.95, 4200 nucleotides. RefSeq names its product glycoside hydrolase family 18 protein. NCBI's taxonomy places the organism in Eukaryota, Fungi, Ascomycota, Sordariomycetes, Hypocreales, Hypocreaceae. The transcript is spliced from 4 exons. Gene Ontology annotation, biological process: carbohydrate metabolic process. The record is from RefSeq and is a predicted model, not a curated record. Gene Ontology annotation, molecular function: chitin binding. Bases 1 to 4200 code for a protein of 1399 amino acids.